AUGGAUACUGUGGCCCCAAGGAAGGCGCGCAAGCGCAAGUCGAGGGAGAGCAACUCCGACGACAACAGCGGCGAUGAUGGCAAGAAGCGUGGGCGGCCAAGGGUCGAGAAGGCCGAUGAGUCUGCUGCAGAUCGACGGAGAACACAAAUCCGCAUGGCACAAAGGGCCUACAGACAGCGCAAGGAGAGCACGCUCGACGAACUGCGAAAAAGGGUUUCGGGGCUCACCAACACCAUCGAGCUCAUGAACAAGUCUUUCGUUGACUUUCGCGAUCGCCUAACAGGAGCUGGUCUUCCUGACAACAACGUUCUCGAUCUCCGCGAAGUCUCGGAGCAAUAUGAAGCCUUGAUGAAGUGCGUCCGUAACCCAGCAGAGGAGUGUGAUCCCAAAGUCGCGCGCCUUUUGCAUCGUGCAUCCUCUGGAUCCGACCAAGGGCAGGACGCCAUCAGACCUGCUGCAGAGCCCAGAAAUGUUCCUAGCUGGAUGGACCAGAAUGUAGUUCAGUCUCAUGCUAGGCAGAGAGGUACGACAGAGGUCGGCAUGGGAUACACGAUGUACAUGCAGCCUGCGGAGGACUCUCCAUCGAACAUGUCACCAUCGAUGGACUAUUUCGGCAACCUCGAUCCGAUGUCACACGCCAUGGUACCGACCACCAGAGCCAGCAGUGCAAACUCACCAGGCAUGUUGAGGGCAAACGCAGGUGCUGCCACUCUACCACCAGAGCUUGGUGCUCCGAGAUCGUACAGCUUCCAAGAAAGCACUUUCGGCCGAAGACUGCACAGAGCGUGCCUCGAACAAGGCUACCAACUCUUGCUUGACCCGAGUCGCAGACCUGCGACGUACGAAAGAGUCUUCCGACUGUCACUCCUGAACAAGAACAGGGAGAAGCUGAUCGAAGCCAUGAGAGAUAUGCUCAACGCAGGACCACAAGACAGCCUCGACUCACGCGCGCCUUUAAUCCACAUCGGCGGAGCAGGCACGCACUUCCCAAGGCGCGACCAGUAUGGCAACAUUCAUCCCAAGAAAGAGUCCUGGAACCUGGGCGUGGUCGGGCCGCAAACAGUAUCACUGCUCGAGACUGCUGCCCAAAACAACCUCACCACCGACAUGACCGUCAACAUUGCAGGCUUCGAGGGAGAAUGGUUCGAUCCAUACGACGUGGAGGGCUAUCUUCACGAGAAAGGCAUCUUCAUCGAUCCCACGUCCUCCUUCGCCGAGGCCGAAGUGCUGGACUCGCCAUCUGUGCCUAGUAACAUUUCCACCGGCACGACAAUGUCUGCUCAGUCCCCUAGGACGCCCGACGUGUUCGGUUCCAAGAACGAUGCCUUGCUCGGGUUUGACACCGAGCAGAUGGAGUAUCUCUCCAGCAACGAUGCCUCGGUCAACGAAUGGAUGGACUUCACGCCAUUAGGGUUGACGGACGUGGGAUACUCAGAUGCUAAUACUGGCUCCUGGAUGAAUUUCCUCCAGCCCGGCGAGACGAUGAAGAUGCAUGGGAUGGGCUCCGCUGACAUUGUGACGUCGCAACCCGGGUGGCAGGCACCCACGCCCAGGUCAGAUGGCUUUGCACAUCAUACAAGUGCGCUUCCGAAGCCGCCGGCCACGUUUGGUCACACGUUACCACAGCAGAAGAAGACGGUCAUUAUCGACGUUGCGAAGUUCGUCAAAGUCAUGACAGCUUCAGGCCAGUGUAUUGGACGAACACCAGGCUUCAAGCGCAGAGAUGUUGAUCGUGCCUUGGCUCUUUCCUCGUUCGAUGCCUUGUGA
Fulvia fulva is the source of this 1767-nucleotide messenger RNA. RefSeq lists its product as uncharacterized. The transcript is spliced from 3 exons. Gene Ontology annotation, molecular function: DNA-binding transcription factor activity. Gene Ontology annotation, biological process: regulation of DNA-templated transcription. Bases 1 to 1767 code for a protein of 588 amino acids. The record is from RefSeq and is a predicted model, not a curated record. NCBI's taxonomy places the organism in Eukaryota, Fungi, Ascomycota, Dothideomycetes, Mycosphaerellales, Mycosphaerellaceae.